AUGACAAUCGCCUCCACUGCCACCGAAGUCAAGACCGAACCACAAUCUUCGGCCAGUGUUGUCGUGUCGGCGUCCGUCUUCGAAGCUGAGCCGACGGCGACUGCAAGUUCCUCCGCCUCCGCACAGGCGCCGUCCACUGGUGGUGCUGGAACCUCUACUGCCGGGAGCGCGCCAGCCAGUCUCGCAACGAAUCCACUCUCACCCUCAAAGAGGCGCAAGUCAAUAGAAGAAGCCGUCGGCACGGUCGCGCAUCCCUCCACAUCUGUGGUGGUCUCGAGCACGCCCAGCUCGCCCAAGCGGUCCAAACCAAAUCAAGGCCCUCCCAAAGUCCUGCCUCUGAAAUACGAGUUAUGUGAUGUGGAAGACAUGGUGAUUCUCAUUGCCAAUAUGCUCGGCGAGUUAAUAGAGACCAACGACUCGAUCGCUAUGAAAAGUGGCCAGCUCACGAGGUUUCAUUCAAGGACUGCUCCGGGCAUAUCCGUGUUGGACUAUCUACAGCGACUGGCGAAGCAUGCCACUUUGACUCCACCACUACUCUUGUCGAUGGUGUACUACAUUGACCGCCUUUGCGCUCUCUACCCCGACUUUACCAUCAAUACUCUCACAGUCCACCGAUUUUUAAUCACGGCAGCCACAGUAGCUGGCAAAGGCUUGUCGGACUCAUUCUGGAACAACUCUUUUUAUGCCAGAGUUGGAGGUGUCAAAGUUCAGGAGCUCAAGCUCCUGGAGCUUGAGUUUCUGUACAGGGUUGACUGGAAGAUUGUCCCUAAUCCAGAGGUUCUGGUGGCGUACUUCAGGGGACUCGUCGACAGAUGCGACGGUUAUACGCUAGAGGAGAGCGGAGAAGAUAUGGAUGAGGAGAGCUCUUCCGAUGAGCUUGACGAGGAAGAGGAUGAAAACGGUGAUCUCAGCGACACCUCGGCUACAGCGACCAGCAAAAGCAUCCAACAAGAGAAAGAUCAGACAUGA
Microdochium trichocladiopsis is the source of this 969-nucleotide messenger RNA. Its product is annotated as cyclin-domain-containing protein. The record is from RefSeq and is a predicted model, not a curated record. Gene Ontology annotation, cellular component: nucleus; cyclin-dependent protein kinase holoenzyme complex. Bases 1 to 969 code for a protein of 322 amino acids. NCBI's taxonomy places the organism in Eukaryota, Fungi, Ascomycota, Sordariomycetes, Xylariales, Microdochiaceae. The transcript has 2 exons. Gene Ontology annotation, biological process: regulation of cyclin-dependent protein serine/threonine kinase activity. Gene Ontology annotation, molecular function: protein kinase binding; cyclin-dependent protein serine/threonine kinase regulator activity.